Messenger RNA from Patella vulgata (common limpet), 4703 nucleotides. RefSeq names its product glycine receptor subunit alpha-2. The transcript is spliced from 8 exons. Gene Ontology annotation, biological process: chloride transmembrane transport; nervous system process; chemical synaptic transmission. NCBI's taxonomy places the organism in Eukaryota, Metazoa, Mollusca, Gastropoda, Patellidae. Gene Ontology annotation, molecular function: chloride channel activity; extracellular ligand-gated monoatomic ion channel activity; transmembrane signaling receptor activity. Gene Ontology annotation, cellular component: membrane; synapse; neuron projection. The record is from RefSeq and is a predicted model, not a curated record. The coding region runs from base 744 to 1988 and encodes 414 amino acids.
UUGAAGCUAUUGGCAGUCUUAUUCACUGCCUAUUUUUGGACUGAGUUUUGUGGGGUUAUACCAGUCCUGAUUAUUUUCAGUAGUGAUAGCUUUGUAAAUCGUCGGGUUAAUCUUUUGUAACCCUAUUUGGAAAUAUCGAUAUUGUUUAUAGCUUCAACAAAUCUCAAGAUUUCACAGACAUAGGAGUUUGAUUAUCUCAAGAUUUCACAGACAUAGGAGUUUGGUCAUUUUCGGGGCAGUGGAGUUUUAGUUUGGGCAUAUCUGGGACAGUGGAGUUUUAAUUUCAUAAUUUGAGAGAGAGCGAAGUUUCAUUUGAUGAUUUCGAAUAUAAAACGGUGAUUUAGUAAACAAAAUGUCUUCGUUAUAGGCAACAUUACCAUUGUGUGUUUGGGCCUAUUUAUGAGAAUAAAUCUAAACGUUUGUCAAUUCAGGAUAAACCAGUUAAAUUCACCUUCGAUUUACAAUACCAGUAUUGUCAACUUGAGCCAGGAGUUAGUAGCCUAUACUAACUAUCGUUCGUGAUUUACGUAUUACAUAGCACAUUUAGUUUAUUGUCUACCUCAAUAGCUGUGAUUUAAAGAACGGUUGAUUUUUGUUCCGUGCCAAUUUUAAACCGACAAGAUUAGCUGUUUUGUGACGAGUUUUUAGUAGAUUUAUUUAACCAAAGUUCAACUGAGACCGAUUGAUUUUAUGAUUGAUGUGAAUGGGGGUUCACCAAUACUUGUAUUAUCUGUGAUUAGUCAAUGUGUAGUGAUUUAUGUUUACAAAGUGUCAAUACCAUGAGAAGUUCAGGAUUUUACUUGUUUAUUUUCCUGUUUUUCAUCUCUAUAAUUAAUAGAUCACAAUGUCUAGAGAAUAUCACAUCAGAAAGAGAUUUGUUACUUUAUCUACUGGAUACAAGACGAUAUGAUUCUAGUAUGAGACCAGAUACUGAUACAGGUAAUGCCACCCAAGUACAGGUAGAUUUGGUCUUAAAUUCUAUUGGACCUGUUAAUGAUAUGGACAUGGAGAUCAGUGCUAGCGUGUACCUCAGACAACAAUGGAUGGACAAACGACUAGCUCAUAAUGUUUUCAAUCGAAGUAUUGUUAUCAGUUACAAACAUUUAGAUGAAUUGUGGGUACCGGAUCUUUUCUUCCCCCAGUCGAAAACAGAGCGACGCCAUGUGUUAACCACGCCCAAUAUUUUGAUACGACUGGAGACUGAUGGUUCUAUAUUAUAUAGCCAAAGGUUAUCAGUUACUUUACAAUGUUUUAUGGAAUUACAUAACUUUCCUUUGGAUUAUCAAAAGUGUGCUAUAGAGAUGGAAAGUUACAGUUACUCUACUGAUCAACUGUAUUUUAUCUGGUCAUUAGACCGAGGUUCUCUAAAUGUACAAGACAACGCCUUUAUUCCGGAUUUCACCAUAAUAGAUGUUACAUCAAACGAUUGUACAUCAACAUACGCAACAGGAUCAUUUACCUGUCUAAAGGCUGAAGUGGCAUUAAAAAGAGAAAUAGGAUUUUAUAUAACUCAGACAUACAUACCCAGUAUAUUGAUAGUUAUCUUAUCAUGGGCUUCAUUUUGGAUUGAUCACGAGGCAGUUCCCGCCAGAAUAUCAGUUGGUUUAUUGACAGUUCUUACCAUAACAACACAAAGUUCAGGUGCACGUUCUCAGUUACCAAGGGUACCAUAUAUAAAGAGUAUUGACGUAUGGAUGGCCGUCUGCCUAGUUUUUGUUUUUGGCGCCUAUAUGGAAUAUGCUGUUGUUACAGUUUUAAGCAGAAGACACAGAAAAGCUGCAGACAAGAGAAGUAAAUCUGAAGUUUCAUUAAAUGGUGUUGUUAUAAAGAAUGGAACGAGUGACAUUUCCAGUAAUACUACAGAUAAAACAAACGAGGUGGCACACCCUGGUAGAACUGUUGAUAAACGUUCCAGAAUCCUUUUUCCUCUCGCAUUUCUAAUAUUUAAUUUGGUUUACUGGAUCUAUUAUAUACACGGACCUAAAUAAUUACAUUAUCAGGUUCAUCCAUUUUAUUUACAAUAUAUCGGAUAAUCAAAGAUGUCCAAUCAACAUAUUGACCAGGGGCCGGUUGCUCAAAACUCGGUUCUUUUAACGAUACGUUAAACUCUAACGGAUCGUUAUUUUGUUAACGUGUCGUUUGUUAAAGGUCCGUUAAAUUUCUAUUGCUGGAAAGUCAAUUUCAUUAUCCGUUAGCUAACGGACUGAUUAAACUUAAUCCAUUUGAAGACUGUUUGAUCAUUGGCUGAAUUUUUAAUGUACGCUCGUACACGUAUAAAUUCUUCAUAGAAGUUAUUAUUAACAAGAAACUGAAGAAAGUGGGACAACCGUGCAGUUUGUUCACAAAACUUGAUUAAAGACAAAAAGAAAACUGUAGAAUUUGCUCGAGAAAACACUAUCUGAUCUAUAGAAUAGUAUAGUAUUUUCCAAUAGAAAUUUUAGCAUAAAUCUGUAGGAAAUAUUAUAGGAUCUGCACUGCACUGUAGUAUAUUUGGGUCGUUUUUCCUGCAGGCUCUCAAAAUUCUUUAGGAUACUAUAGAAUUUCAUCCUAUAAAAAUGUGAUACCCCCCCCCCCCCAACCCUCUAGAGAAUGUUCAAUAUAAUUCUAUAGAACACUACACUGGUAAUCUACAGGAGUUUUUGCUAAUUGUAUACUUCAACUGACCGUCAGUCUACUAAUGCCAUCGUUAAACAGAUAACGGUGCCCAACACCUUCGUUAAAUUUAACGGCAAGUUAACGACAUGUUAAAGUUAAUGAGGCUUCCAGUAACAGACUUUCUCUCCGUUAAAGAAAACGAUCCGUUAACUUCAUGUUAAAUAUAACAGCAAGCUAACGGGGCAUCCAGCAACCAACUUUCUGUCCGUUAAAGAUAACGAUCCGUUAACUCCAUGUUAACGAGUCGUUAUAAGCUAACGGGGCUUUGAACAACCGGCCCCAGAUAUUUAUGAUAUAUAAGAUGAGGAACACAGGUCAUGUCUGUAUGCGGACCAAGUUGGUUUUUCUUCCAAAUCCCAAAUUUAAUCUGUAUAGAAGUUGGUAAAGUGUUCAGGUUUAAAUCUCGUCUCCAUUAACCCAGUCGAAGCAGUAGGGCGUUAAACCCCAUUUUAUUUCUCGGUUUAAAUUGCAGUAAAAAGUUGCCCAUCUUGAAGUUCUAAACCGUAACGCUUUACUGGCAAGUGAACAGUUAAUACUGAGAAGUAUAUGCUGACCAAAUAUUGACCGAACAUAAAUAAAGGCGUCAGUCUUUAAAUAUCCGAUUAUAUAUCAGCGAAUAAAAUAAAUUUAAAUUUAACUAACUGGAGCGUCAAAUUUUUAAUGUGCAUUAUUUAGUUUUUAUUUUGGUGCUAUGAGCGACGUUUUCUGGAUGUUCAGAAAACGAUAAUUUACUCAAAUUUCUGUAUUCCUCCGAUAAAUUCCAGUCCUUUCCGAUGUGUGCAAUAAAGCCCACUUCCGAGCAAAUUUGUAAACGUUCUAUGAGAGUGAAUGGUUAGAAGAAAUGCCGUGUAUUUGCAUUACUGCUUUACACUUUGCUUGAAAUAAGUUAGGCAUCAGCCUUCUUUUGAAGUAAAGAUAAGGCUAUAUGAAUUUCAUGUUCCCAGGCGGAAAAGGGUCGAACUACGCUUACUUCCGCUACUGGUACGCUACAGCUAUAACUACAUAUGAUCUAAAUUCAAUCUGGGCACCUGCUUCAAAGAAAAAUGCCAAUGCAAUAGAACAUUAAAAAUUAAAACGAAACCUCAUAAUUUAAUCAGAAAAAAAACAACACAGUUUACAUGGAAAACAAUCACUUGUUUAUACACAUAUAGCACGACGUUUCAACAAGUAUUCUCUUAUCGUUUUCCGGUACAAUUUUUUUUUAAUAAUAUGUACUUUAAAACGAUAACAGAAGAACUUGUUGAAACGUUGUGCUAUAUGUGUAUAAACCAGUGAUUGUUUCCCAUAUAAAUUGUGUUGUGUUUUUUAAUGUGCUCAUUUGCUAAAUGCCACUCAAUGAAUAGAUUUUAAUCACAGAUUGGUAUUGAAUGUGUGUGUGUGAUUUAUAGCCUUUAAUAAUUAUUGAAAAUAUAGGCAGGGCUGGAUUAACCAUUAAACAAAAUAAGCACGUGCUCAGGGUAUCAUGGGAAUUAGGGCACAACAAAAUGUCUGCUUUGUUACAUGCCAAAAUUUAAAUGUUAAAUUUAAAAAAUAUUUAAGAACUUUUAAUUCGUCUUUCAUUGUUUUUGUUUUUUCUUAGUGUUACCUUUUUUUGUCGUAAUUUAAUCCGGCCCUGCAUAUUGACUACUCUGUUUGAUUUUACACAUCUACAAGUGUAAGAUAAGAAAAACAUUAUUUUUUCUUAUAUUUACAUUUCAUAAUCAUUAAUUUCGGGUACAACGUGAGUAUUUAAUAAUGGAGCUAUUAUUUUUUCAAUGCAUAUUUUCAUCCUUUGUGAUGAUGCAUUUAAUCAGCACGCGAACAAUAUAAUAUUUUUUUACACAUGUGUUAAGAUAUGUUAUUUUUGUAUGUUUAUAUUGAUAUUGAGUGUAUAUAUUUUAACAGUUUGUGGACCAUACUGUUUGCAUUUAAUAAGUUUGUCAUUUGUUAAUAAUUGUGUAAGAUUAUAUGGGCUUUUUUUGUUUAUACACGUGUAUCACGAUAUGCCUACAUCAACAUAUUUUGUAAGAUCGCUUAAUGUUUUGUUUUGUUUGAAUAUAAACAACUAU